This is a messenger RNA of Pseudo-nitzschia multistriata, 2826 nucleotides long. Lineage: Eukaryota; Bacillariophyta; Bacillariophyceae; Bacillariales; Bacillariaceae. The record is from the annotation of a GenBank genome assembly.
GUGAUUGUUAACUUGGAUAGAACCGAUUGGUCUUUUUGUCAUUCACCGAACCUCGUUCGUUUCUUUUUGUCAUUCACCGAACCUCGUUCGUCUUGCGUCUUUCCUCUGGUAGUUUAGGUCAUGCAUGGCGCAAUACUAUCAACAUCUUAACCACGCACUACCUACGGUACGGUACGUAACAGUUCCAAAUACUGUACAGCGACCGAACACCAGUCAUUGACUGCGAUGGGAUCAACCCUACCGGUAGAUUAAAACCUUUCUCCUUUUUGGAAAAAGCUACAAAUCAACACAUACCUGGUGGCAGCAACUACAUAGAAACCCAAAGAUUCGGAAAAGAAAUACAUUUCGUAGCUAAACGAUGGGAUCAUUAGUCGAAGCAACGAAGUUCAACGGCUUGGAUAUCGAUGAUGAGGGCGAUGACGGUUUUGGUAAUGAGCAAAUUCAGACCUUAAAAAAGUCAUCAUCAGAGCCCAAAAGCAUGCCCUUAGUCAUUGGCUUGCGCGGUAAAAAUGGUGUCUGCGUUGACCGGAAGGAUGAAAGCCGGAAUUCUAUUGAUCGAAAUCUGAGUGAUAGAUCCACGCGCAGUAUAUAUAACCCGCUCCACGAUAGCAUCAACAGCGGCCUUCCGAUUCGAUUAGCCAACGAAGAGAGCAGCAUCGAGAUACCAAUGUGUGUUCCCGAAACAAACAAGGGAGAGAAGAAGAAUAGAAACCCCAUCGAUGAAAGCACUUGGACGAACACGACUAGUUUUCCUUUUUCGUCUUCAUCCGAUUCUWCGUCGUCAGCGCAACAGCAGUCUCAGAAGCAAAGGCAUGAAAUGGAGCAACCCUCCAUUUCCAUGCAUCACUUGAUGUUUGAGAGUGACCUGUUGGGCCCUAUUCCAGAUACGAGUGAUGAUUCCAGAGACAGGAAUGCGAAUGUAGCCAAGAAGACCAGCAAGUUGACUCUUGAUGGCCCCAGUGUGAUUGAUUUUUCUGCCCUCCCAGCACAAAAUUUUACAAAUCAUCUCAAAGCCCAUCAAGAGCAAGCAUCUCUUCUUGACAUUUAUGGGAACCAAGACAAAAAUGAGAGGAAAAAAGCUAUUCGCUUUUCGGAAAGCGAAGAAGCAUGCCCAGACUUAAUCGGAGACUAUCCUAGGCAUUCAGCAAAAGGUGAAUUAUAUGUCUUGGAUAUCUUCAACCAAUCUGAUGACUUAUAUAUGUACGAAGACGAAGACGAGGAAAGCUCUUUUGAUCACUUUUCUAAUGAAGUCGAGGACGACGACUCAGAAAAGAAGAUCGUAAAGGGGAUGCUCUAUACAUUGGGAGGUGUAGCAWURGUAGGUGCUGUAUCGGGUUUGWCUUCAUUAUUMUCUGGUGUCCGCAAGUCCAAGGACAAYGAAGGUGUUACAGAUGUUGCAACACAAGGASUAGACAAUGCUCAUGAUACAAUCARUGCACUCGAGUCAUCAACUAAUGCGAUGCAGAACUCGUCGAAUGCAUUGCAAGGUUCAUCAACCAAUGCUGUGCAGAGUUCAAGCRUGAUGCAGACUUCGUCUACAAACAUGGUGCAGAGCUCGUCAAGCGCAUUUCAGAGUUCUUCAACAGCACUACAGUCUUCAAGUGUUUCUUCAAGCACUACUUCUACCUCUGCUUCAUCAUCUCUGGCAUCUUCCAGUGCAUCAACAUCAGCUAGUACCUCUGCUUCAGCGUCCACAGCAUCGGCCUCCUCUGCUUCGACGGCAUCAGCAUCGACAGCAUCUGCUUCAACAGCAUCAUCCGCGGCAUCAUCUGCAGCAUCAUCUGCAGCAUCAUCUGCAGCAUCAUCUGCAGCGUCAUCCGCAGCGUCAUCCGCAGCGUCAUCCGCAGCUUCGACAGCAGCAUCAUCAGCAGCAUCAUCAGCAGCAUCAUCAGCAGCAUCAACCGCAGCAUCAACCGCAGCAUCAACCGCAGCAUCGUCGGCAGCAUCAACCGCAGCGUCUACGGCAGCAUCAACCGCAGCGUCUACGGCAGCAUCAACYGCAGCGUCCACGGCAGCAACUACAGCAGCAUCUACUGUAGCAUCAACCGCAGCAACCACGACAGCAGCGACCUCUACAGCAUCUGCAGCAAGCAUCGCAGCAUCAGCAUCCGGAGCUAGUGCUGCCGUAAGUGCUAGUAGUGCUGUCACUGCAUCUGCAGCUGUCGCAAGCCAGGCAGUAGCAGUAGCCGCACAGUAAGUCGCAAUGACAAGGAGUUUUGUAUUGAAUCAUCUUCGGUAGAAACAUGUUGCGCUAACUUGAAUUGAUAUUUUUCUACUUAUUUGUUCAAACUACCUCUCGUAGAGCCGCAGUAGUGCAGUCGUAAGUGCGAGUAAAAUGGUGAAAUCAAGACGCUCAUUGCUACUCUAAUCUGAAUCGAAUCAAUUUGUUUUCGUUUACUCCCUUUAYUUUAGUAUGGCCAUCAGCGCCGCCAGUACAGUAGGAGCUGCAUCAGCCGUCGCAGGGACAACAACAGUAGCAGCGGCGGCAGGUGUUGCAACAGCAUCGGCGGCGGCAGCAGCAACAGUAAGCACAACAACCACGGUGGUAAGUUAUGCAGAAGCAGGCUCCAAGUUGCAAUUUAUAGUKAUACCAAAGCAACAGUUAGCGCAACAUUUUCUUGUAAAUGUUCCUUUUCUCAUCAGCCUGUAUGAUAACUGGUUGCUUGCGAUUUGCUGAAUACUUCAACAUGCUUCAGGCUAUAACGACAGCAGCAAUAGGUACCGUUGCAGUGUCUGCUGGUGCAGUCGCUUCGAUGAUUGAAAAUCAAGUCAAUUGUCGCUCAGUUCCUUUUGAUGUCCAGGCCGGAAUAAARAUUUCGUUCAAUG